GACCAUCCGGCCGUGCAAAGGCUGAUGUUGUCACAGCUUCUGCUGGAUCAGCUGUUUGCCGCACAACACGACCACGGCAGCAACAGCAACGGCACUGCUGCGGACAUUCGAAGCGAUUGUCAGCCAUAGCCGUCGCCGGUGCUUUCGGCGCUUGCGCUAAUGGAAAAGGAGGAGAACCUGCGGCGCCGCGAAUAUAUCCUCUCCUCAAGUAGGCACCCCUCCGCUCAUUUCUUUUGAGCGCCAAGUUUUUCCAGGAGUGCGACACCAGAGAGGAAGCGAAGCACACGGACCGCGGCAGCAAUCUUAGCAGCAUGGCACGCAGGAACACGAUCAUAUUGUUCGUUGCGACUGUGCUCAUUAGCCAGCUGCUGUUGCUGUUCGUGGCCCUCCAUACGGAAUUCGGGUGCAGCCUAUCAGGGUUCUGCGCGGCUCCAGGCGAGCUCUCGCACACGGCGCUGGCCGAUAAAACUAAGGUCGAAGUCUUCUACGAAACGCACUGUCCCGACUCACAGGCCAUCAUGAGGAACGGCGUUCAGAAGUCACUGCCACUGUUGGACGAGGUCGACAUCGAGCUCGUUCCCUACGGAAAAGCCGACACUUCCGGACAAGGAGGCUCCCUUAGCUUCAGAUGUCAACACGGACAGAAAGAAUGUGAUGGCAACAUGUAUCAUGCGUGCGCCAUAGAUAUCCAUGACGAUAAAAAACAAGUGUUAGAGUUCGCGAUAUGCUCAAUGAGUUAUCGUCAAAAAGUCCUAGAAAACAUCGAACAGUGCGCCAAGCAGCACGGCAUAGAUUACGCCGCCCUCAAAGGAUGUUUUUCGUCACAAAAGGGCAAAGAUCUCCUCGCAAAAAUGGGUCAGAAGACUCGAGAAGGUGCUAAGAUUAUCAACAAAACCGAUCGUCUGGACUUUGUACCAUCAACAAUCAUCGACGGAGUCCCUCGAGUGUAUGAAUCUUACCCUGAUCUCCGAAGGUCGGUUUGCGCCAACGCGAAGCAGAAGCCUUCACAAUGCUGACAGCUGCGUCGGACUUUUUCCGAGCGAGCCCCGAACGCGCCAAAUAUUACAACUUUGUUAUAGCGAUUUCACCCGCAAAUCCAGUCUAUUUCUCCCUCGUUUUUGGGGCUGAAUUAUCAGAACGAUCCCGAUUGGGACCUGAAAUGAUUGUAAGGAGACGUGCCAGAGGCGAGCAGCGAAACACACGGGUCUGUACAUGCGUCCUGGAAACACGCCUCACAAUACGGGAAUUCCGCGCUCGAAUUCUAUUGGCUCGGUAUCGAAACCGACGUGUUUCCCUCUGCCCACGCGAGCGAGCGAACACACUGGUCUCCUCAACAUUCCGCCAAAUAGCUUUAGAUGAGGAUGGUGCAGAUGUAAUCGAAUGAGUGUGGAUUCGCCUAUGAGGAACAAGCUCCCUAUGGGUGAAUUCCCCAAUGAUCGUGCGUGUAAAUAAUUAUGCGAAGAAUAUUGGAACGAAUAAAGAGCCAUACGCAUCGGGUUUCGGAAU
This is a messenger RNA of Galendromus occidentalis (western predatory mite), 1506 nucleotides long. Its product is annotated as GILT-like protein C02D5.2. Gene Ontology annotation, molecular function: oxidoreductase activity, acting on a sulfur group of donors, disulfide as acceptor. The coding region runs from base 312 to 1016 and encodes 234 amino acids. The record is from RefSeq and is a predicted model, not a curated record. The transcript has 8 exons. NCBI's taxonomy places the organism in Eukaryota, Metazoa, Arthropoda, Arachnida, Mesostigmata, Phytoseiidae.